AUGAUUAUUGUAGUUUUUAUGCUGUUUUGGAUUUGGUAUUUGAUGAGCGUUGUUACAAUUAGAGGGGCUCAAAUCAAUGAAAGGAAAAGGAAUAGGAAAUUGUUACGCUCAUUAUUUUUGAGUCACUUAAUAAGACAGAGUGAUGUAAGCUGUAAAAGUGAGCUUCGUGUCAAUAGACGUACUUUUAAUAUUAUUUGUGAGAUGCUUAGAGAUAUAGGAGGUUUAAGUGGAACAAGAAAUAUGACUCUUCAAGAGAUAGUUGCAAUGUUUUUGUACACAUUGGCUCAUCAUCAAAAUAAUAGGUCAAUUGAAAAUCUCUUUUUAAGAAGUGGGGAAACAGUGAGUCGACAAUUUAACCUAUGUCUAAGGGCUAUUUUGAAGUUGCAUGAACACUUAUUCCACAAGCCUAUAGCGAUAUCUGAUGAAAGGUGGCAACCUUUCAAGAGUUGUCUAGGAGCGCAAGAUGGUACCUAUAUUAACGUAAGAGUGACUUCACAAGAAAGGGGAAAAUAUCAAACAAGGAAAGGCACAAUUGCUAUGAAUGUUUUAGGUGCUUGUGCACCAAAUAUGGAAUUUAUUUAUGUGCUUCCGGGGUGGGAAGGAUCAGCCCAUGAUGUACGUGUCCUUCGUAAUGCUCUCUCUAGGCCAAAUGGUCUUAGGGUACCUCGAGGUAAUUAUUAUUUGGUUGAUGCGGGCUACACUAAUUGCGACGGAUUUCUCGCUCCAUAUAGGGGGCAACGAUAUCACCUUAAAGAGUGGACAGAUAAACAACCUGAAAGUGCCAAGGAAUAUUUUAAUAUGAAACAUGCUAGGGAAAGAAAUGUGGUAGAGAGGUGUUUUGGUUUACUUAAAGGGAGAUGGAGCAUACUUAGGAGUCCCUCGUUUUUUCCUAUACGCACCCAAGGUCGUAUCGUGAUGGCUUGUUGUUUACUACAUAACUUAAUUAGAAGAGUCAUGCCUACUAAUGAUAUAGAGGAAGAAGAGUUGAGUGAAGAUUCCGAUGAUGAUUUUGAUGAUGAACCUGAAUAUAUUACAAGUGUUGCGACUUCAGAUCAGUGGACCAAUUUUAGAAACACACUAGCACAAGAUAUGUUUAAUGGGUGGAGGUUGUAUAUGAUGGGAGAAGAGGGAAGCAAUCGAGGAAGAGGUAAGAAUAAGCGUUUUUGGACCUUUGAGGAAGAUACGGUGCUCAUAAAAUAUUUACAUGAGUUAUCUCUCGAUCCUAAAUGGAAAAGUGAAAGUGGCUUCAAGAGUGGUUACAUGAAUAAGUUGGAAGAAAUGAUAAAAUCUGUGCUACCUAAUUGUGGCUUGAAAGCUGAUCCACACAUUGAGUCAAGGAUUAAGCAUUGGACAGAGAAAUAUAGUGCAAUGGCAGAGAUGUUAUCUACUUCUGGAUUUGGAUGGGAUUCGGACAAAAAAAUGUUGCAAGUAGAGAAAACUGUAUUUGAUGAAUGGGCUAAGGACUAUAUUUAUCAGCAUAAUAAGAAAAUGAAGUUGAUUAAGGAUUUGUGUACAUUGCAGGCUCACAAGAAAGCAAAGGGGUUGUAUGGACUACCCUUUCCUCAUUAUGAGACACUUGCUGAAAUCUAUGCAAAAGAUAAAGCAACCGGAGAAGUUAGUGAAUCAUUUGUUGGAGCUAUUGAUAACAUGAAUGUUGAGAUUGCAAAUCAGUCUAUGACAAUAGAGAGUGACGAAGACGGUUAUAUGGAUUCUCCCACUCAUUCUACCCAUUCCACUCAAUCAACAACUUAA
Messenger RNA from Chenopodium quinoa (quinoa), 1752 nucleotides. RefSeq lists its product as uncharacterized. NCBI's taxonomy places the organism in Eukaryota, Viridiplantae, Streptophyta, Magnoliopsida, Caryophyllales, Amaranthaceae. The record is from RefSeq and is a predicted model, not a curated record. The coding region runs from base 1 to 1752 and encodes 583 amino acids. The transcript is spliced from 5 exons.